Messenger RNA from Salvia hispanica, 1153 nucleotides. RefSeq lists its product as uncharacterized. Gene Ontology annotation, biological process: rRNA base methylation. Gene Ontology annotation, cellular component: nucleus; small-subunit processome. Gene Ontology annotation, molecular function: rRNA binding; rRNA (pseudouridine) methyltransferase activity. NCBI's taxonomy places the organism in Eukaryota, Viridiplantae, Streptophyta, Magnoliopsida, Lamiales, Lamiaceae. The record is from RefSeq and is a predicted model, not a curated record.
CUAAACCUCUCUUCUUCAUUGCUUCUAAAACCCUAACUUCCAGAGCUCAAUUCCAGCCGCGAUUUCUAGGGCUAAGAAAUUAGGGAAAAUCAUGGGGCGGGCAUACAAAAUGAAAGGGCAGAAGAGGAAGAACAAAGAUGAGAAAUACGAUAGAGAGCAAUCAGUCGAAAUGGCGGAGCCGUCGAAGAGAGUGAAGACAGACGCCUCGGACUCUGAAAAGGAGGAAAAUUUGGUUGCUGAUAUGCCCGGGAUUCCGAUUGCUCCACUGGAUACGGGAAGUAACAAGCAGCGAGUCAUCUUUGUUCUCGAGAAGGCCUCUUUGGAGAUUGCCAAAGUUGGAAAGACUUAUCAGCUAUUGAGUUCCGACGAGCAUGCCACCUUUUUGGCGAAGAAUAAGCGGAACCCCGCCGAUUAUCGCCCCGAUAUUGCUUUUCAGGCAAUCCAAACAAUUUUAGAUAGUCGCGUGAACAAAAGUGGGAGACUGAAGGCUCUGUAUGUAAGGACACAACAAGGUCUUCUAUUGGAGAUCAAGCCCCACGCGCGUCUGCCAAGAACAUAUAAGAGGUUCUCCGGUCUCAUGGUACAAUUGUUGCAAAAGCUGCACAUUACUGCAACUGGCAAUGGUGAAAAGCUUUUACGCCUUGUGAAGAACCCUGUGACCCAGUAUCUACCCACCAACAGCCGUAAAAUAGGCUUCUCUCAUAGUUCGGAAAAGUUGAUUGACAUGCACAACUAUGUUGGUAAAAUCAACGAAGAAUUGGAUUUAGUAUUUGUGUUAGGAGCAAUGUCCCAUGGAAAAAUUGAUGAAGAUUAUGUUGAAGAUUAUAUUUCAAUCUCCGAAUAUCCAUUGAGUGCUGCAUAUGCCAUUUCGAUUAUUACAAAUGCUGUAGAGCGAAAAUUCAAUAUCUUGUAAGUCGUAGCCAAAGCCCCCAGUAAGUUUGGUUUCGUAUACAAGUGCAAGCAGUGACGACUUAAGCAGAUUUUCCGUUUUUCCUGUGCCAGAUUGUAGUUUUUUUUUGCUCAGACUGCAGUUAUUGAUUCAUAGUAUGAUCAUUGAAUGUGAUAUAGGUUAGCUUCUACUACUAUAUUUUUGUAUUUGUACGCUCUUAUGUUGUGAAUUUUGAGAUAUAGUACUUCCAUUUUAUGUUGUGAA